Babesia sp. Xinjiang is the source of this 2922-nucleotide messenger RNA. Its product is annotated as putative valine-tRNA ligase. Gene Ontology annotation, cellular component: cytosol. Gene Ontology annotation, biological process: valyl-tRNA aminoacylation. Gene Ontology annotation, molecular function: ATP binding; aminoacyl-tRNA deacylase activity; valine-tRNA ligase activity. The transcript is spliced from 2 exons. NCBI's taxonomy places the organism in Eukaryota, Apicomplexa, Aconoidasida, Piroplasmida, Babesiidae. Bases 1 to 2922 code for a protein of 973 amino acids. The record is from RefSeq and is a predicted model, not a curated record.
AUGGUUGCUAAAAAGAAUGUUGGAGAACUACAGAAUGCUUAUGAUCCAAAGGCAGUAGAGGAAGGAUGGUAUGAAUGGUGGCAAAGCAGUGGCUUUUUCACUCCUUCAAGCUCACCUGACUCAGAACCUAAAGGACGUUGGAUCGCAGUGUUACCACCCCCAAACGUAACAGGAAAGCUACAUAUCGGGCAUGCUUUGACGGUAUCUAUACAAGAUUGUCUAGCAAGAUGGCAUCGCAUGAAAGGGGACACUUCUCUAUGGAUACCUGGAACCGAUCACGCAGGCAUUGCUACCCAAACAGUAGUAGAGCGUAUGUUAAUGCAGACCGAAAACAAGACCCGUCAUGAUUUAACCCGCGAGGAGUUUUUGAAACGUGUUUUUGAAUGGAAUGACAAAUAUGGUAACAAUAUUAAGACACAACUAGGGAGAUUAGGUGCAUCACUCGAUUGGACACGUGAUGCCUUUACUAUGGAUGCUGUACGAUCCAAGGCUGUUAUUGAAGCUUUUGUACGGAUGUAUGAUGACGGACUUAUAUACCGUGCAACUAGACUAGUGUCAUGGUGCCCACACCUCUCCACAGCGCUUUCAGACAUAGAAGUGGAUACCUUUGAAGUGAAUGCUCCCAUCACUAUAAAGGUGCCAGGAUAUGAAAAGAGUGUAGAGGUUGGAUGGUUAUGGGUAUUCAAGUAUGAAGUGAAAGGUGAAGAAUCAGGGAAAUAUAUAUCAGUAGCAACAACCAGGAUAGAAACUAUGCUUGGUGAUGUUGCUGUCGCGGUACAUCCUAACGACGCUAGGUAUCGUGAUCUGGUGGGAUGUGAACUUGUACACCCUUUUAUAGCAGAUCGAAAGCUCGUUGUGGUAGCCGAUGAACAUGUAGACCCAGAGUACGGUACCGGUGCAGUGAAGCUAACACCAUCGCAUGACAAAAAUGACCAUGAUAUCGCCAAACGUCAUAACUUACCAUUCAUAAAUAUAUUCACAGAUGACGGAAAGAUCAAUAAAAAUGGUGGAGAGUUUGCAGGCAUGCAUAGAUUUGAAUGUCGUAAACUGAUUGAAAAGAGGUUGAAGGAACUAGGUGUGCUUGAGGACAAAAUACCAAACUCUAAACCUAUGUCAAUACCACGCUGCUCACGUACUGGUGAUAUUGUGGAAUAUAUGAUCAUUCCACAAUGGUAUGUCAAUUGCAAAAACCUUGCGGCACGAGCUAUGGAACAUGUACGAGCAGGUGAUCUCACGCUCAUACCCUCAUCAUACGUCUCCGUUUGGGAAAUGUGGUUGGGAAACAUCCAUGAUUGGUGUAUUUCACGUCAAUUAUGGUGGGGACAUCGUAUUCCGGCGUACAGGGUAGUUUCUGAAGAGUUGAAUGGAGAAGAGCCCUGGGUCAUUGCGCAUGAUAUGACCGAAGCUAAGGAACGUACUAAAAAGCAGUUUCCUAACAUCUCGAACUUUGACCUUAAACAGGAUGAAGAUGUUUUGGAUACAUGGUUUUCUUCAGGGCUGUUCCCCCUUUCUACGUUGGGAUGGCCUGAUGAACAACAUCCUGACUUCCUAAAAUUCUUCCCAACGACACUACUAGAGACAGGUAAUGACAUUAUUUUCUUCUGGGUAGCACGUAUGGUCAUGAUGUCCCUACACCUAGUUGGAAAGCUCCCCUUCUCCACAGUAUACCUACACCCAUUAGUGCGUGACGCUCGUGGAGAAAAAAUGAGUAAAAGUAAGGGUAACGUGCUAGACCCAUUAGAGGUCAUCGAAGGAGCCACUCUAGACAGCCUCAUCGAGAAAUUGCACAACUCUAGUCUACCGCAAGGUGAAAUUAAAAAGGCUAUAGUGUUGCAGAAGCAACAGUUCCCUCAAGGCAUACCGGCAUGCGGUGCCGACGCUCUCCGUCUAGGAUUGCUCUCUUUAACUAGACAGAACCGAGCCAUCCUUCUCGAUGUGAACAAGAUAAUCUGUUCUAAACACUUUGGUAACAAGAUUUGGAAUGCGCUGAAAUUUGCCAUGCCGAAAAUAAAGGAUAUCAAUAUAGAUAUCCACUCUGAACCCCAAACGCUUCAGUGGGAAGAUCACUGGAUCCUAACAAAAUUGAAUGAAUAUAUAGCCAAGGUUACAACAGCAUUUGAAAACUACCAGUUCGGUGAUGCUGUACAAGCAGCCUAUGAUUUCUGGCUAUACCAACUAUGUGACGUUUACCUCGAGCUUAUAAAACCACGUCUACCGUCAUUCAAGGAAACUGUAUCGGACAAAGGAGCCGUUAUCGAGGGUGCGGUAUACGCAUUGAGUUGCAGUUUCAGUGUUGGUCUGCGUCUGCUUCAUCCCAUUAUGCCGUUUAUUACAGAAGAACUAUACCAACAUUUACCGCCACACCUACGCACUAGCGACUCAAUCACCAUCGCCGAGUUCCCUACGAUACGACCGUCCUGGGAUAGCCAUGGAGUUAAUGAGGAGAUGGAACUAUUGAAGUCAGCCGUUCACAGUCUGCGUUCAUUGUCAGCCACAUUGGGUAUAGCUCCUAAUGUUCCCAAGACAGGGUUUAUUGUAGCCUCGGAAGAGCGAUAUUACGAUCUGCUCAACACCUUGUCCACCCAUGCAGCUACACUGGCCAAAUUCCAGAGCGUCAUGGUUGUAGCGCCUGGAUCACCAGAAUUGUCACAAUGCGUACAAGAUGUGUCACUAACCUUUAUAGCAUAUUUGCAAGUGGACCAGACCAUGGAUCUAACCAAGACCACCGAUAAACUUACAGCCAAGUUGCUCAAGUCACGACAGUCGCUGCAGGGCUAUAAGAAGAAGGUAGAGGCGCCUGACUACGAGUCCAAGGUGCCAGAAAACGUACGACAGCUGAAUGCGACAAAGAUACAAGAACUGGAUCUAGAAAUAACACAACUAGAGCGGGCCAUAGCGGAACUAGAACGCCUGCGUUUGUGA